Neohortaea acidophila is the source of this 873-nucleotide messenger RNA. RefSeq lists its product as uncharacterized. The transcript has a single exon. The coding region runs from base 1 to 873 and encodes 290 amino acids. The record is from RefSeq and is a predicted model, not a curated record. NCBI's taxonomy places the organism in Eukaryota, Fungi, Ascomycota, Dothideomycetes, Mycosphaerellales, Teratosphaeriaceae.
AUGAAUCUCCUCGCAAUAGUCAUCCCGCUCCUCCUUUCCAGCAUCUCACUCAUCAUCAACCACAUCGCGCAACCCCCGACCAACCUGCGACCCAAGGUCUUCGUGGUCGGGCUCUCCAAAACCGGCACGACAUCGGUGGGCAAUGCCCUGGCGCUCCUCGGCUAUCGCCGUAUGAACUGGAAGGACGUCCGUAGUCGCCAGCUGGUGCACUCCUUUAUGCACGGCGAGCAUGGCUCGCUGAUCGAGCUGACAAAGUACUAUGAUGCCUUUGAGGACCUGCCCUGGCCCUUCAUGUACGAGGAGCUGGCGGAGAUGUAUCCCGAUGCCAAGUUCAUCCUCAGCCUAAGAAAGGACGAGCAAACGUGGCUGCGAAGUAUGCAGAAGCAUCAGAGCCGGGGCGUGUGGGCGCCGGCGGUGCAUUUUUACGGCAGCCAGGAUACCGAGGGAGAUCGGGAGGUGGUGCUGAAUGCUUACCGGAAUCACACGGCGAAUGUGCGCCGCUUCUUCCAGAACAUGCCCGAGCGGUAUGUGGAGUUGGUGGUGGAUGACGCGGGCGAGGUCAGUUGGGAACGAGUGUGUCGGGUCGCACAGUGUCCGCCAGGGGGGAGACCGGCCAUCAGUUUCCCAAAAAGUAACACGGUGGCGAGUUGGAAGGACGACAGCUUCGUGGGUAGCGUGCACGCUGUAUGGAGACGGAUCAUGGCGGGGAUGGAGGAGGCGCUGGUGGAGAUCUAUUACCACCGGGACUGGUCAUGGCCGAAAACCAUGAUGGAGAGGGGAUGGCAGGUCGUUACGAAGAUCGAGAUGGCGUGCUGCAAUUUGUAUUGGCGGCAUGCUGGGCAAAAUGGGCCGGCGUUGGGCUUGGGAAGUUGA